AAGCGCCCAAACCCUCUCUCUUCAUCGUUCUCCCUUUUGUUCGAUCCCGGUCUUUCUAGUCUCUAUUUUGCGAGUUCUCUACGACCGAAGCUUCCUCAUCCCCGUCGGCAUGGGAAUCAAGGUUAGGGUUUUGUUUUUCCUCUGUCCCUGUAGUUGUCUCUUAGCUUCUUCCCCGCGUGAUGGGGUCCCCCGUCUCCUGCUCUUUACCUGCUGGACGAAGCUCCUCGCGGACAACGCCCCCAAGGCCAUGAAGGACCAGAAGUUCGAGAGCUGUUUCGGCCGGAAGAUCGCGGUCAGUGCCACUUUCUGUUUUUGUCAUGCCAGUUAUGUAUUUGAUGGUCAGCCACCGGAAUUGAAGAAACAAGAACUUGCCAAAAGAUACUCAAAGAGAGAAGAUGCUACCGAGGAUCUGAAUGCAGCAAUCGAGGUGAUGAUUCCUACUGCUGCAGGCUGGUGACACAGGGAAUUGAAAAGUAUAGCAAAAGGACAGUGAAGGUAGUUUUUGAUGUUUCUAAUUUGCAGUACAUUAUAUGCCUUGAAGGUCCAGAAUCAAAGUGCAUGUGAGGCCCAAUAUUAUGGUGGCUCUGCGUUAUGACGUGCCCUUUAGUUCUAUUCACGGGUAGGAUUUUCCUAUUCGAGUAUUUUACCUAUCCAGUAUUAGGUCGGAUUUGAUAUCAAUUUUCAUGAUUAGAUUCACUGAGAUAACUUUACAUAUCUAUUGAAAUUGAGUCACUGACCCAAAAUGCUUAAGCCCAAUAUAAUAGUAAUACACUUAUCUGAUUCUUAUAAAUCAAUUCAUAAUUUUAUGUAUUCUUAUGUGGAAUUAAACUUAGAAUGUUAUAGUAUUUCCUUUGCUCAAGCUUACCAUAGAGUUUCCAACACAUAUCUUGAGUAUAUCUUGGUUUUGAGCAAUAGUCAUGUCACAAUUUUCUUUUUUCGUCCAUGGAUGGUUUCCUUGUAGCAUGCAAAAAAAAUUUUGAGAUUGCCAAGGUUAAGUUUUCUCAGAUUGAAUUCUUAUACAGACGAGCUUAACUUCCUACCUUCUUCUUCACGAACUAAGAAAAAUAUUUCUUUAAUAGAUGGGAGAAGGCCUCUGCCCAGGACUCUUUCACAAUCUUCAUUAAACUUGGGAUUAAGGCUCAACCAGAAAAUUAAAAAUUCAUGUUCAUUCAAUCAUAUCUUUAAGCUUCUUUAUUUCAUUUUGAUACCCAGACAGAGAUCUAGUCCUAACCAAAGUCCCUUCAGAAUAACAUAGUAGUUGGUAACUGGUUAGUUACCUUAUUUAGUGGACAAUCUGCCUCUUCAAUUCAUAUUAUUGGUUAGCAGCACACUUCUUGGAGUAGGUUUAUGUGACUGCAUCCCAUAUGUCCUUUCUAUUUUCCAGCAGGAGAUUGUCUUGCUAAUCUCAUGUUGCAUGAAGUGCAAUAGCCAGGACAUCACCAUUGAACUUUUACAUCUGAGAUUUCAAAUUUUGGAUCAGAUGUCUCUGGUGCAGAAGAAGUGCCAAGAGAAUAACUCCAUUUAAUUCGAAAGUAUUUAUUUGUACGGUGGUAUUUUCAGAUGACUACGUGUCCUGGAUUUGGUGUCGAGUUGGUUGAGGUGACUAUUUUUUAUGUUGCAAAGAUGCUUAAAAGAUUGGAGAU
Musa acuminata subsp. malaccensis (wild Malaysian banana) is the source of this 1643-nucleotide messenger RNA. The record is from RefSeq and is a predicted model, not a curated record. NCBI's taxonomy places the organism in Eukaryota, Viridiplantae, Streptophyta, Magnoliopsida, Zingiberales, Musaceae.